Messenger RNA from Ahaetulla prasina, 4321 nucleotides. RefSeq names its product lamina-associated polypeptide 2-like. The transcript is spliced from 2 exons. Lineage: Eukaryota; Metazoa; Chordata; Lepidosauria; Squamata; Colubridae. The coding region runs from base 2436 to 4157 and encodes 573 amino acids. The record is from RefSeq and is a predicted model, not a curated record.
AAAGCUAAAAGUGCAGGAAGAAAAGAGAAUAAAAAAGUAGAAAAAAACAAGAUAUAAAAAAGAUAGACUAUAAAGGUAUAAAGAAGUAGCUUUGUAAGUACAGUUAUAUUUUAGCCUCUGUCUCCAAAGUUACAUCAUUACUCUUCUUUCUAUGACCUAUCCUAUAUAUAUCAUCCAAACCAUAAAUCACAAGUUCAUUUUUUUCAUUGUUAUGCAAAAAGUCCAUAAGGGCUUUCCAUGACCUUACACCACCCUAAACUCUUCUAGUUACAAUAGGGGUAUACCCACUCCAGUCCAAUUGUUUUAUAUGUACGUCAUCAGUAACCAUGACACAGGAGUCUUGACCAAAAUACAUUGAAACAAUAAAUGGCCUGUCAUGCCCAUACAUUUGGGCUUACAAAGAUGAGUUGCUAUACUGUAACUAGUUCUCUAAUUUUACUAGUAGUACAUCUCAAAUAUUGUUUGGAUAUGGAAUCAAUGAUGGAAUCAUUUGAUGGAAUCAAAUGGUGAUAACUCAAAGCCUAGCUUUGGUUAGAUUGCCUAUUUUGGAUUAAAUAUCCAGGCACUUUUAAUAUUUUCCUUGAAUACAAUGCCAACCAAUGUGAAAAUGUUGGACUGCAUGGAGAAAAAAUAAAUUUAUCUGCUAAUCAAUAUUUUAAAUGGUUCUUUGUGCAAAUUUUUUUUUUAAUUCAUUGUGGUAUCAUCCAUUGACAGCACAAUCAUCAUAAUUAAUUUUGGUUAGUUGCUUCUUUCAUAUAUUACUUGGAAUUUAUCCCUGAUUCCCCCAAAUAUAUUUAUUCAACUCUGUUCAUUUUGGGGAGACAGUUUUAGUCAAUUGACCACUGGGUUCUUGAUUUCACCUGGUAUGCUGAUUAUUAUGAGCACUGUGAUGUUUGAUUUCUCUGAAAGUAACUAUACACAUCCUUGGAAUUUACAUGUUAUUUUCCUAUGCCAAAUUGCAUAUUUAUCUUUUGUUAAGUUCUUUCUUUACAUAUAACCGCAUAAAAAGAAAAUACAUGUUACCUAUUUUAUCUAUUCCAUAUGUGAGCAGUUGUGUGGGUCUAUGGUUGGGGUAACGUAAAAGUGACUUAUGGUUCCAAAGCCCAUUAUUCAUUUUUUAUCUAUUUUGGGAAAAAACAGCAUGACACACUACUGUUUAGUCUCAUGCACAAGUGGGAUGAGAUGCGAUCACAUUUAAGGCAGUUUGCUGCGUGUGGGUGAAUUAUUGGGACAGUCAAAAGCUAAGGAGGGAAUGAAUGCAGCAUCUAGACACAUUUAUGGCUAGUAAUUUUGACAUUAUUCUGCAUUAUGUUUCUUUGUGCAAAGGUAAGUAUGGUUAUUAUAUAGGUUAUUAUUUUAUAUUAGACUAGUGCAGCCCUCUACUUGAAGCCACAUUUGAAGGCAAUUUGGAAACUGCAAUUGAUUCAAAGUACAGCAUCCCAGCUGCCAAAGGAAAUCGGUUCAACAACGUUACAUCUGUGUUGAGCUUGCUGCCUUAGUUACUAGUUGAUUUCCAGGCCGGUUCAAGGUGGUGGUUUUUAACCUUCAAAAACUACAUGACUUGCAGGAUCUCCUUUCUUAUCCAAAACCAACUUACACAAGAUUUUCAUUCCAAGAGGAGCUGCUUCAUGUAUUUCCCAUUUAUGAGGUUAUGAGAGUGGGAGCCUGAAGGCACAUCUUGGUGGUAGGACCCAUAAUAUAUUUUACUAAAUAUAUAUAUUCUUCCCUCUGAGCAGAAACUCAAGGCAAUAAACACUGGGCUUGUUCCUGCUCUUUCUUCCCAACAGGAACCCUGUGAGAUAGGUUGGUCAGAGAGAAAACAAUUAGUUUAAAGUUACUCAGAUUCUGCAACUGAUGUGGAAGUUGAAUCAUUCCAACUCUUUAAUGAAUAAACCAUUGUGGCUCUUACCAUCUAAAUAAAGGAAGCCCCCCCCUUCUCCUGUACGCUGCUAAGAGAGUCCAAAGCAAUGGGUUGUUAACUUCAUCUGAUUGGCCUGAGACUGAGUUGAAUUUGUUUAAACACGCCUCCUCUUCCUGUUUAGCCCCAGUUUAUUAACUCAGUCGGCCAUAGAGAGACUACCUCCUUUAGCUCCAUUGCUUUCGACUCUUUUACCAGCACUCAGAACUUCAACAAAAUUAGAAAAAAAUUCUAAAAAAAGUUUUAAAGUGCCCAAUUUUUUUCUCUUCAUUGCUGGGAACCGGAGCGGCAGGGAAAGAGGCUCGCGCUUCGCGCGCAGCCCAGCGCCGCACAGCUGAGCCGCCUGAAGGCUGGUGGCCAUUUUUUCUUCAAUCCAAGCCCCUCAAGCCUCGUGGGAUCGCCGGAUUGAGGAACGGACAUCGCUGGACCUCAUCAAACUGAUUCUCAGAUCAGGGCCACUAUAUUAUUUGGGCAUAUAUUCCAAGGCCUCUAAUAACCACUAGGCCUCAUUUCCAAGAUGGCGGAUCGCAGCAAAUCUCCUUCCCGGGCUUCUGCCUCGCCCUCCCCAGGACACCUUACUAACGUGGCUCCUCCCCCUCACAAGAGCAGAUCCAAAUCAAAGGCCUCUGCCACUAAAUCCAAGUCUUCUACUUCUCUCCAAUCCUCUGCUGCUGCAGAGAGAGAUGCCUCCAGAAGACAACGGGCCUUGGAUAGGCAAUUUGAUAAAGCAAAACUAAAAUUAGCUGAGGAAGGCAGGGAAACUUCUGUCCCACUAAUUGAAGAUUCUCCUCUUUUAAAUCAGCCUGGAUGGUCUCCCACUAUCCCUAGUAGUUCAGGAGGAAACCAGGAAACAAUUUGUUCAGUUUUUGGAGAUUCUUCUACAGCCAUGCCUGAGCCUCCACAUCAGGCACCUUCUGCCACCUUCACUCCCACAGCAGCGGCAGUCUCCCAUAGAGAGGACAGUAAUCCUGCCAUUUCUCAGGAUAUACGUCAUCUUAUUAUGCAAACCAUUUCUCAAGGCAUUGACGAUGCUUUCACUCAGAGAGGUUUCCCAGUUCCAUCCCCUUCGGGCAGUUCUGACCAAAGACCCCAUUUUGAGAGCCACCCUCCCAGACCUUGCGCACGGCGCACACGAUCUCCAACCCCUUCACAUCAUAGUGAGGACUCCUUUUUGGGGGAGGAAGAUAUAGCAGAGUAUAAUCUGUCUGAGGACGAAGAGUCUACCCCAGACAAGCUUGCUCCUACCGGCCUUUUUCGCCAUGAACUUUUCUACACAUUGCUACACAAGGCGAAAGUUACGGCCAACAUGGGGGUUGCCUUACGCCAAUCUGAGGGAGAUUCAGAUCCGUCAGACCCCAACAAAUUCCUUUUUACUGAACCAGUCUCAGAGCAACGGGUAAUUCCUUCACCCAAGCUUUUCUUGGACACCAUCCAACGUCAAUGGGGUCACCCAGGUGCCAUUCCUAAUCCCAGUGGCGCAGACAAAAAGAUGUACAUGACGGAUCAAGAUCUGGAGGACCUCCUCAAGGUCCCUACCGUAGACACCCCAAUUGCCACUCUAGCUUCUCCCUCCAACAUCAUACCUUCAGAUGUAGCAGACGGUCUCCGAACGGAGGACCGCAGGGCGGAACUCUCCACCCGCAAAACCCAUCAAGCGGCCGCUUGGGCUAUCAGAUCUGCCACAGCAGCCUCAUUCUUUGCCAGAACCUCCUUAAUAUGGCUCAGACAAAUGCAGGAGAGGGUUCCUCACGAUGAUUCCAGAUUACAUCAGGACAUAAACAAAUUGAUAGCGGCUGCUGAAUACACUGCGGAUGCCACCCUUAACUCUGCAAAAUUUGCAUCCCGAGCCCUUGCCUCCAGCAUCACCUCCAGGAGGCUGUUAUGGCUCAGACAAUGGCAAGCCGACAUGAAGACCAAAUGGCGGUUAGCGGCUGCCCCCUUUAAGGGUGGAUCUCUCUUUGGGGAAGCCCUAGAUCCUAUUUUAGUUGAGGGAAAAGACAAAUGUAAGAUCCUUCCCCACGUCUCCAGACGUUUAGACAGACGGCCUUCUCUACCUUACCGCAGACAGCCUUUUCGCGCCCAGGAUCCCGGGUUUCAAUCCCCGGCCCAUCAACGCUCCUUCCAACCUCCCACUGACAGGUUUCAGGACAGACAGUCCUUUCGUGAUAGGACCAGACAAUCCCAGACCAGACGUCCCUAUCGCGGAUCCGGCUUCCGACCUUAUCGUAGGAACAAAUGACUAUCCUGGCCAGGAUCCCAUCGGCGGUCGUCUCACCAAGUUCGUCCCUACCUGGUCCCACACAACAACCGAUGCCUGGGUACUGCAGACCAUCUCUCUGGGUCUCUCCCUCGAAUUCAAUUCAAAUCCUCCGAGGAGAUUCAUCCAAUGCCAGAUUCCCAAAG